Messenger RNA from Castor canadensis (American beaver), 3059 nucleotides. RefSeq names its product dehydrodolichyl diphosphate synthase subunit (gene Dhdds). The record is from RefSeq and is a predicted model, not a curated record. Gene Ontology annotation, biological process: polyprenol biosynthetic process. Gene Ontology annotation, cellular component: dehydrodolichyl diphosphate synthase complex; endoplasmic reticulum. Gene Ontology annotation, molecular function: ditrans,polycis-polyprenyl diphosphate synthase [(2E,6E)-farnesyl diphosphate specific] activity. NCBI's taxonomy places the organism in Eukaryota, Metazoa, Chordata, Mammalia, Rodentia, Castoridae.
GGAAGUGUAGGCGCACGGGAAUAGUUGCAGUAGUCGCAGCGGAGCCGCGCAGGUGCUGGGCGGAAGGACAGAACCGAAGGGCCAGUGACUGGAGGAGGCAGCUGCGGGUGAAUUAAAGGUUGCCUGGCUGGUGACUUGUUCUAGGGUGGCCUUCUAACUAAGCAAGAAAUAUGUCUUGGAUCAAGGAAGGAGAGCUGUCACUUUGGGAAAGGCUAGGUGUCAACAUCCUAAAGGCGGGCCCAGUGCCCAAACACAUUGCAUUCAUAAUGGAUGGAAACCGUCGCUAUGCCAAAAAGUGCCAGGUGCAGAAGCAGGAGGGACACUCACAGGGCUUCAACAAACUGGCUGAGACUCUGCGCUGGUGUUUGCACCUGGGCAUCCCAGAGGUGACUGUGUAUGCAUUCAGCAUUGAGAACUUCAAACGUCCCAAGAAUGAGGUGGACGGGCUACUGGAUCUGACCCGGAACAAGUUACAACGCUUGAUGGAAGAACAGGAGAAGCUGAAGAAAUAUGGGGUGUGUGUCCGGGUCCUGGGUGAUCUACAUUUGUUGCCCUUAGACCUUCAGGAGCUGAUUGCACAAGGUGUACAGGCCACUAAGACUUACAACAGGUGUUUCCUCAAUAUCUGCUUUGCAUAUACAUCCCGUCAUGAGAUCACCAAUGCUGUGAGAGAGAUGGCCUGGGGAGUAGAGCAAGGUCUGCUAGAUCCCAGUGAUGUUUCUGAGUCUCUGCUUGAUAAGUGCCUCUAUUCCAACCACUCUCCUAACCCUGACCUCUUGAUAAGAACUUCUGGAGAAGUACGGCUGAGUGACUUCUUGCUCUGGCAGGCCUCCCAUUCAUGCCUAGUGUUUCAACCAAUUCUGUGGCCAGAAUACACAUUUUGGAACCUGUGUGAGGCCAUCCUGCAAUUUCAGGCGAACCAUAGCACACUUCAGCAGAAGGCUCGAGACCUAUAUGCAGAAGAACGGAAGAGGCACCAGUUGGAGAGGGACCAGGCUGCAGUGACAGAGCAGCUGCUACAAGAGGGACUCCAGGCCAGUGAGGACACCCAGCUCCGACGGACACGCUUGCACAAACUCUUAGCCAGACGGGAAGAGCGAGUCCAAGGCUUCCUGCAGGCCUUGGAACUCAAGCGGGCUGACUGGCUGGCACGUCUGGGCACUGCAUCAGCCUGAAUAAGGCUGGCCAUCAGCCACUGUACCCUGCCCUUUGCCUGCAGGGCCCCACUCCUUUCUUUUCUUGGUGAAAGGCACUCCUUCCUGAUGAGUUAUGCUCCCCUUACUUGGCAGAAGAACCCCCAAAGCCACAUCUGUUGGCUGUAGAUACCUUUUGGCUGCCUGGGACAGUGGCCCCUGGGGAGGUUUGAAGGUGAGAGUCUCCUACAAAGACACUGGUCACCAGUCAGUUUGGAGAACCUGGGGGGCUCCAACUCACUGGCUGCCUGCCCUGUCUGUUUUUGUUUUUCCACCAGUACAUCCUUCAACAGGCAGAAGUGCAGAGGUCUUCCCAAAACCUAGCCCCUUAUUCUCCAUCUUAGCCUUCCCCACCAGAUUUGGCUGUACCUUGUAUCUGCUGGUAAAUAGCUAAUAGGCAGCCACUGUUAUUUGGGCAAAGAAGAAAGAGGCGUGAGAUACAGAAAAUUUGCCCAUCUGCUGCUCCUCCCCUUGGCUCUCCACCUGGGAUUUGCUAUUGAAUCUCUACCCCCUCCCACCACACAGUUCUGAUUCUCACUGAAAGGCUCAGUGCCCCCAAUGGCACAAGGAAGCCAGGCUGGUGAUUACAAUCCAAUUACCUAUUGUUGACUCAGCCCACACAAGCUUUUCUCCCCCUGUUGCAGGGCACUGGGCCAGGCUCUACUCUCCAGUGAGACUAGCCCCCUCCAUGGCUACAAAGUAACAGAAGGUCCUAUAGGCCAUGGUAAAUCUAAUCCAACACAGACCUCCUUCUGUUGAACACAUUAGGACUGAGUAGACCAAGUAUUUCUCCCAACUGACUCUGCCUCUGCCUCCAGGCCCCUGCCCUCACCAUCUCAAACUCUUGAUUCCCACUCCCAAUCUUGGAGGAUUCACAUAGCUCUUUGACCUGGCUGCCUAAGAGGCCCCAAGACUGUUCUCAGUACGGCAAAAGUUCUUCCAGGCCCUCUCUCUGCCUCUGUUGGCCAAAGCUGUCCAGCUUUGGCUCAGGAAGAGGACUGAGUCAAGGCUGUGUCCUUUUCCUUACCGUGCCUUGCCAGGCAUCCCCAGAGUUGCUGAGAGGAUUAGUGCCUUUGAAGAGUUGUCUGCCUGAGCAACUCUGCUUCAGGUACCCUAAAGAAGCAAGUACCAGCCAGUAAUGCUGACAAAAUGCUACUUUAGUCUUCUUGUUUCCCCAGCACCUCCCUCCAGGAGAGGUGAGAUUUUGCAAGCAGUGUGAAGAGUAUACUCUUUGGAUUCCUCACUUUUCCUAUACCCCAUUCCCUUGCCCAUCAUUCCUGCACCCACACUCAGUAUAUAUGCCAUAUACUGAGAAGCCAAUUGAUGCACCCUUUGGCGAGGCUCCCUAUACACCUGGCACCCCACUACCAAUCCCUGGCACAGGGUUCCCAGAGAGCAGGUGCUGUACAUUUUCCAGCUUUACAAUGGGGCUGUUGACAGCCUUAAUUAGGGAGGCAUGAAUUAUGUGGUUAUAAUGCAGAGCCCUAUAAUUAAGGCGAGAAUGAGGUACUGGAGGCAGCAAAUGGAGGAAUCUUCCCUGUGAGCAUGGCUGCUGAGUCUUUUUGACUUGGGGUACAAGUAGAGGACUGGUAUUUCCCUUGGCCAUAGCUCCUGUAUUCUGGGGCAGGUAUACAGGGUGGAGUAGGGAGGAGCUGCCCUAGGAGGUACUGUGGGGGUGGAAAAGAGGAGAGGCAGAAGAACCGUUGCCGCCCAGAAACAAGGCUACAAAAUUCUUGGUUUCAACUCGGUGUUGUUUCCUUUCUGCUGGUUAUGGAUUUCUACAUUUCUAACAUCAACCCUUGUCUCAGAAAAUCAGGUGGGACCAUUACGUUCUCCCAGCUUAGCGCUAAACCCCCUGUUCUUGUG